AAUCAUUGGAACAUAAUGAGUUUUUAUCAAUUCCAAUUAUUUACCAAAUUUUGUUCAUAAGGUUACUUUCCUUCACUAAUAUUUGGAUCAGGGCUAUCAGUUCUCAGUCUUCUGGCUGAUACUGACUUGUCCAGGAGUUCUGCUUCAAUGAAAAAGAACAGCCUUUAGUCCUGUAUUCUUGGGCAUUUCUGAGCUUGGUAGUGCUACUGGUUUCAAUCAGGAGGCAAAUGCACAAGCUGACCCUGCAGCCCUUAUAUGGGGAACCAGUUUAUUUGUAUGUUGCUUGCUCAUUCUGUGCUUACACAGUAUGUCAGACUCCAAUGCAUGUAUGUUUCUUCUGGGAAAACCCUGGAUGAGUAGGGAUGGGGUUAGGGUUAGUUCCUUGUUUGCCUCAGAAGAAGUCUUGUCCAUGCUGGAAUCUUGCUAAUAGUUUGGACUACUUGGAUGGAAAAGGGCAAGUUAGGGUUUCAUGUUUGUACCAUCAGGCUCAAGGAUGAGAACGGUGAACACCCUUGAUCCUGGAGGAGUCAUGCAGCUCUGUGUACUGGAUGGGUUCCUGCAGAUAAAUCUUUUAUGAGCAGUGCCAGGAACCUUCCAACAAAGAAUUAGAGUUUGGCAUGUGAUUCAAAACACAUAGCAGGCUAUAGAACUUGAGUUUUCUGAGCUGCAGAGCACAGGGACAGUUGUUGGUACAGGUGUGAUAUUGGGGAAGGCAGAAUAUGAACUAUUUUUGUGCCUCAACAUGAUCAGGAGCUAUUUAGAAUUGUGUUACAGCAUAUGUCUAGAUACAAAUAUAUCUGUGCAUGGAUGGAGACCUUUCAUCUUUUCCAUAGAUUUUAGAAUUUUGACUGCCAUAUAACUGUGGCUUUGUUCUGUUUAAUUUUUUUUAAUUUUGAAAUUGCUACUGUGCUGGUUUAGGCCUUGUGGUCUGAAGGACCAUACCCUUCUUGCCAGCUGCAACUUUCUAAACUAGGUUUGGUUAUGCUUCACUGAGAAUUUUUUUGACAAGAAAGUUGCACUUUAUGUUUCCUAAGAAAGUUUCUUUGGUGUAUUUUAUGAAGGUCACAUACAACUAGAGUCAGGUUUCAGAGCUACGAGAAGAGUUUAGUUGCACCACAAGUGUUCUCCCACCCAUGUUAGAGUGUUGGUCACGGUGACUUACGAAGUACAGGAGAAAAAAGAACCAUGUUUCCAGCUUCUGAGAUACUAUUGUUUAUAGGAAGAUUUGUUCAGUAUUGAAUUAUUGUUUGCACAUGGUAUAAUGUAUGACUAGGUAGCCUUUUUUCACCACCACCCCCAACCAAUAUAUCAGCCAUAAUCCAGGGAUAUCAAAGAUGAAAAGAUGUGCUUCAUUAACUACAUAGGGAACAAAAGGAAGAUGGGAAAUUUAUCAGUGGGACAGGGGACUUGAUUGGUCAGGAUGUGAGAAGGACUCAGCUGCUGAAUUUCUCUUCUGCCACAGUUGUUACUGUCAAGACUAUUAAGGCUGGAGUAGAUUUUGCAUUACUAUUCUAGUCAGUAUUUGAUUAAGACUAUGCCCUUAAUAAUGAUUUUAUGUUAUGGAUUAUAACUCUGGCUUUUAUACUACUUCUCCAAGUAUGGCUUUUUAGCAGCAGGCCCUGAGCCUAACUUGUUUUUUCCUUUAACAAGGGCCAAGCUCUGGUCUUCUUGACUCUAGGUUAGCUGCCUGACUUACCAACCAAGGUACUUUAGGCUUGCUGGUGAAAGAUGACUUUUUUAACUCAGGAGUCCUUUGUGUGAAAUAGUAACACAACACCCACCCUCCACAGGGGCAAUGGCCAAGGGUAUUUUUUGUUUCUCUGACAGGCAGUUACUUAUUGAGGAUUAACUGCUUGCUUGUCCUUUUAUUCUCAGUUAUUGUCUUUUAAGUUCACAAGUUCUCAGUCUUUGGCAGGAGUCAUAAAAGUGACAGCUCUUCACUGUGAUUUUCUUUCAUAAGGGUACAGCUCUUCCACAGUUCUUCCUCCUCUGUCGGUAGAAUCAGCUUUGCCUUUGUGCACAUGCCAUUCUCAUGUUUCAGGGGGAAAAAAGCCAGGCAAACAACCUUUUAUUUUAACCUCUGAAGUAAUAAUGUAAGGUAAAUUCAUGGUUAAAUUGAUUAAUCUGUGUUUUUCCACUUAAAAUACCAAAAUACCUAUAUGUGCCUGCAUUUUGAAAUACAUGCUGUAUUCUCUGUAGAUAACACCAAAAAAUCAGACUGCAGAUUUCUGAAACGUGAAUUAUUGUCCUUCUGCAUGAGUGUUGUGAUGAGCUGAAGGUGACUUACGGUUUUGAUUGUGUGCAUAUUUAUGCUGCCCUGUUGAAGGGCUCAAGUGUAUUUUAAGCAGGAGCAGCAUUCUGUUGCUGCCACAGAAGCCAGUGGAAAUGUGAAUUCAGUUAAUAUGGGAAAUUAUUCACACUGACAGUAGUAUAGUGUGAAUAUUUGUCAGGGACAAAUAAUGUGAACUUUUAGUAGCAACUACUUAGAGAAUCUUGCUAAGCUGACAAAGGAAGUUGAUAUGUGUGAGAUCUGGAGUAGGCGUUCAGGAGAGUAGAAACAAGAUUGGUGCAGUAAGGUCAUAGUUUAUGUCCAUAACUUUAACAUCCUAGUACCUUAGCAAUUUAACAUCUGCUCUUCCUGAUAUUUUUAUGAAAACAACAAAAUAUUUCAGAAGCUGCUUCUUCUGACUAAUACUGCUGCCUGCCUCUUGGUGUUUCUUUAUGUCUUUUCCCAUGGAUAGUUAAUUUUUAACUUUAUUUAUGAACAAAAGAAUUUCUUGUGUUAGACAGCACAUUUGCACUAAUCUGAGUACCAGUGGUGAGCAACUGUUGAACUCUUUUCAAAGAUUGUAGUCCAUUUCUGGGAAAGUGAGAAGCUUUCAAUAUAAUAAAUGCCUUUUGAUAGUCAUUUGCUGCACGUUUAGUUCAGUAUUUUAACUUUUAUGUUGUCCUUUUCACCCCAGGUUAAUCUGGGGUGCACUUGGGUUGGGUGACGGUGAAGAAAACUCCCUCCUUGUGCAUAUACUUUGUGCAGUGAGAUGUUUGGUUUGUUUUGGAGAAAAUUACACCCUGUGAGGGAAGUGCUUCACCUGAUGAAUGCUGCAUAGAAGCCAAGGUGCCAUGAAAGGCAGCAAUUUAGAUCAUGCCAUAGAAACUUGUAGGUACAGUUUAGAUAAGCAAAUUCAAAGGUCUUUGGUUUAAUAAUUACAGGCUAAUAUUACCCAUGGGGUCCACACUGCUCUCAGAUGAUUCAUAGAGCUUAUCACUGAUUUCCUGUGUGCAACUAUUGCAGGGUGUAAAUUGAUGGGGGAGGGUGGAUGUUUUCUCUUUCGAGUCCCUUUCUUAGAGCAUUGCUGUGUGUUGCAUGUGAAUGGGGAGAGCAGGUUGGCUCUUCCAUGAACUGCCUGCCAGGAGGGGCAGCAGCUGGUAAUUAAUUCCCAGUGAACCCUAAAAGCUUGGGAGUUCAUCUUGUUAGUCCUGGGUCAGGCUCCCAUACACAUUCCCAUGGAUCAACAAAAUGCUCAGGAAGACCUAACGUAUAAACUAGUGGAAAUGGGGAGUUAUUGUACUCCUUGUGCCUGUGAAAUCACUCCAGGGUCUCAUGUGUUUUAGAGGCUGGUAUAAAAUAACAUUUUCCAUGUUUUUGUGUUUCUUCUCUUUGGUCUAUCCUGUUUCAUUGCAUUGUCUUUAAUCACUGCUUUUGCUUCACUUAGCCUCAGUCCUUGUUCUUCUCAAAGGUGGCAGUUUUCUUCUGUGUUUUCUGUAUCAGAGCUCUCAUUUAUUAAAAUUUUAUUCUUUCUCUGCUAUGAGAUGAUAACAACAGCCAGAAGAAGAGUGGUAACUAUAGUAUGAUGGCAGUGAAAGGCUGUAUGAAAAUGGAGCCCUUGAAAGAGGGCAGGAAGUGGAAUAAAGGACUGGCUCCUCAUAGACCUAACACUUUUAAAAAACUGAACCUUUGCCUUAAGGAGCAGGAAGAUUUUCCUCCUUCAGUUGUUUGUGAGAGGGAGAAUACUGAACAAACACCCAAAAGGUGGUACUGACAGGCAGCAGAUAAUAAUGAUUUCUGAUACCAGUCAGGUGUUGUGGGGUUCAUGCUGCGUUGUGCAGAGCAAUGUAGCAUCAAUAAUACUCUCUUCAGAAGAAAACAGUUUAUUUCUUCAGAGAUUCAUAUGGUUUUUAUUUUUGAUGGGCUUUACACAUAGUCAGCAGAAUCUCUUGCUUUCCAGCUGUUGUUAAUUUUUGUAGGAACAGAAGUAGGAAAACCUAUGUAUUGCCAGGCACUGUACACAGACAACUUUGGGUAGUGGUUGCAUUUUCUGAUCUGAAAAAAAAAAAGAAAGAUUGAGCGAGAAGAACAAAACAGGAAAAGUGAUUUGCAUAAAAUCAUGCAGCUGGUUUGUGGCUGAACUAAGACUGAAGCUCAGUUUCUUUGUUUCUGACCAGUUGUUCAUACUUGCUGUUACUUUUGUGUAUUGUCAUAACCUUUUUUCAUGAAAUUUGUAAAGGUGUGGAAGUGGUAGAAACUAAUUCUCUCCUUCCUUUUUUCUUUUUUUGUAGUCCAGGUUAAAGUCAUAUUUUGUGACAUUUGAAGAGUAAACAAUACUAUGGCUCCAUGAAUUUCAAAACUGCAGGAAGUGCGGCAGCCCUCCCUACCUCCAGCUUUACUUCCCUACUGUUCUUAUUGGGAUCUGUGAUUUCAUCCCCACUGGAUAUGCAGUGACCUGCCUUGGCAUCAGAGCAGAGGAAGCUGUUUGUGCAUCAGGGAAAGCCAUGGCCUUGGGCUUGAAUGUUUUAAACCUCUUUUAUAAGUUCAAAGUGUUGGUGCUUGUCACUUUAUUUGUGAUGGUGCUAUGGACCACAUUCGGUUACUUAGUGGACACCAGACAGGAACUUCCUAAAGCUAAGAUUAUGGUGGAGUUUUUCAGGAAGGUAACCAGCCUGGAGCACAGUCAAAAGGAAGAGAAGAUUGAAUCCACUGCAGAUGUUCCCAUGGUGAAAUCAUUUCAGAGUCCCUGCCCAGCUCUGUCUCCGUACCUGCGAGGUGCCAGGAAACUCUCCUUCAAACCAUCUGUUACACUGGAGGAAGUGCAAAAGGAGAACCCUCAGGUAGCCAAGGGCCGGUACCACCCUGUGGAGUGCUCAGCCCUGCAGCACGUGGCCAUCCUUAUCCCACACCGCAACCGAGAGAAGCAUCUGCUGUACCUCCUGCAGAACCUCCACCCCUUCCUGCAGAGGCAGCAGCUGGAUUAUGGCAUCUAUGUCAUUCACCAGGCUGGAAACACCAAAUUUAAUCGAGCCAAACUCCUGAAUGUAGGAUACCUAGAGGCCAUAAAAGAAGCAAACUGGGACUGUUUCAUUUUCCAUGAUGUGGAUCUGGUGCCAGAAAAUGACUUUAACAUUUACAUGUGUGACACACAACCAAAGCACCUUGUAGUUGGCAGGAACAAUACUGGAUACAGGUUACGGUACCGGGGAUAUUUUGGAGGUGUAACUGCUCUUACAAGAGAUCAGUUUUCCAAAGUGAAUGGAUUUUCUAACAACUACUGGGGUUGGGGUGGAGAAGAUGAUGACCUUCGAAUCAGGGUUGAGAUGCAGAAGAUGAAAGUGGUGAGGCCGCCUGCUGAUGUGGCCAGGUACACGAUGAUCUUCCACAACCGUGACCAUGGUAAUGAGGAGAAUCGGGAGAGGAUGAAGCUUCUCCGUCAGGUCUCAAGAACAUGGAAGACAGAUGGGCUGAAUUCCUGUUCCUAUAAACUGCUCUCUGUGGAACACAACGCGCUGUACAUCAACAUAACGGUGGACUUCAGUGUGCAGCCCAAGGUCUCAUAGGGGCCAGCAUGUCUCAGGUUAUAGGAAAUGCCAACAGAUCUCCUUUGUGGCUGCUGUUAGAUCAGAUGACUUCCAGCACCUGCUUGGAAGAGUCCUUCAGUAGCAUAGGAGAAAGUGUUCCUGCACAGCAUCUCAUUGACUGGUUGAGAGUUUCCUUUUGUGAGGACUGGAGUUACAGACUGACCCAAUGGACAGGUCCUCAUGUUCUUCUAUGCACUUUUUGCUGGGACUUUGGAAAAAGUGUCCUUGUUUGGGCUGGUCCAGUGGAAGGACUUGAACAAAGUCCCUGAAAAAAAAUUUGAUUUUGCAACUAUUUCUAAAGUUAUUUGUGAUCUCAUUGAAAGUACAAUAAUUCUUCAAGAAUGACAAACUUGAUGAGAAAAGUUAAGUUAAUUUUUUUCUAGCCUAAGGAAAAACUGCUUAUGUGUGAGGGAAGGGCAGUAAUGGUAAUGGGUAAGGAGAUGUUACAAAUUUCUCAAUAAAUGCAGUCCACUGAA
Parus major (Great Tit) is the source of this 6326-nucleotide messenger RNA. RefSeq names its product beta-1,4-galactosyltransferase 4 (gene B4GALT4). The record is from RefSeq and is a predicted model, not a curated record. The coding region runs from base 4771 to 5829 and encodes 352 amino acids. Gene Ontology annotation, biological process: carbohydrate metabolic process. The transcript has 6 exons. Gene Ontology annotation, molecular function: glycosyltransferase activity. Lineage: Eukaryota; Metazoa; Chordata; Aves; Passeriformes; Paridae.